This is a messenger RNA of Cylindrotheca closterium, 2817 nucleotides long. Lineage: Eukaryota; Bacillariophyta; Bacillariophyceae; Bacillariales; Bacillariaceae. The record is from the annotation of a GenBank genome assembly.
AUGAGUGAACAGCAGUGUCCACCCGGAAGUAGGUUCGAUUGUACGCCGUCAUUGCCUGCACAGCGACAGCCACCACGCAAUCCAACAAAUGAUACUCGCACUGGUAACCACAGAGGUACGGCAGCGCGUUCUCCAGAAGCCCAACAACAACAACAAGAAGGAGAACCCGCUUGGUGGAAUCCCUUGGAAGGUGUUUGGAAUGCCUUUAUGGAGGAGCCACAGGAAGCAGAAUUGCAACAACAGCGGCAGCAACAACAAAUGCAACUACAAAAGUUGCAGAAACGAAAGGAGCGCAUGGAACAGCAACGACUCGAACACCAUCGCAAGCUGCAAAUGAAGACACAAUACAAUGAUCGUCAGCAGAUGGAUGGCAUCUUGCGGGAAGAUGCCCAACACCACCAUGAAUGGAUGGUGCCACCACCACAAAUGGAACAGGACGAUCAUCGUGCUCGUGGUCUUUCCCCCCAUCGAUCUCAGCCUCGACAACGUCCUCUGCAGGCAAGGCCUCCAGUUGGCGGAGCUUUUGAAAAGGAUGGCUUUUACAGGGAAAGCAACAAGCCUAGACAGCAACAGCAACAUUUGUCUCCCAAGCGCUCUCCAUUGCGUCCUUCCAGACAACAACAGCAUUUGUCUCCCAAGCGUUCUCCAUUGCGUCCUCCCCGAUCGCCCCUUCGGAACCAACAUUCUCCCGUAAGAUCACCUCCUCCACCACCCGAGAAACCAUCUACUAGUGGCAUGUGGUACUUUUUCUAUGGCACCGAAAAACGUCGUCUCAACUUUUGGACCAUCCUGUCCAUUCUCAUGUUGGCACCCCCCAUUUUCUUGGGUGGCUACUAUGCGGGACAUGGAUUGGAGUCCAACCCUCGCACGUGGGUGGCCGGCAACGGUGGAAGCAAUGGCAAUGAUGGUGGCGACUUGCCGGGCCCAGGAGGUCCCGACCCGUUUCGUCCUACACUUCCACCAUAUGUGUACGAGACCAACAUUUUCAUGACGCAAGAUGAAGUAUUGAAAGAAGACGAACGCUUGUUCUUGACAUCGACAAAUCAAGGAGUCCAUUUGAAACAAGAAGUCAAUGGCAAUUUAGUCUUGUACAAUCGAGACAAGACUGUUUUGUGGCACUCAGGAGUCAUUCGAGCCAAAGCCACUUCGAAACAAAGUUAUUCGACCACUCUACAAGGCGAUGGCAACUUGGUGACCCAUUCGACGAUCUACGAUGCCACCCAACGCAUGUGGUCCACCCAAGUGGAAUGGAGCAGUGCCAGUGAGUCCUUGCACCAUGGAGAAUAUACACUCAUGUUGACACCCAAAGCGGAUGGACUGAUGAUUAUUCGGCGGAUGGACAGUGACAUCAUGUGGUCGACCGUCCCCGUGGAACUGGAAGCCUCUCCGACUGCCACUCCUUCAGUGAUGCCCGUCCAAACGGCUCGGCCCACCCGACCACCCGUCGAUUAUCCGACCCCCAAUCCCACCAUGUAUCCAACAAAGACUCCCACCUUGCGACCCACCGACUAUCCCACCAUGGCACCAUCCCCACGCCCAACCAUGUUUCCAUGGCCCGCGACGGUGCCCCAAUCCCAAGUGUACUCGCUCGAAUCAGGACCCUUGGUGGGACAUACCACCCACAAUUCGUGCAAGUUUUGGGCGUUUUUGGGCCGGGCGGUUCCCAUGCAGCUAAUCUAUUGGCCCAAUGGUGGCAGUGUUGACUAUCAAACGUCCAUGCAAACAGUCACCUUGUAUCCCGAUGCAGAGUCCAAUGGGGCCGCGAUUGAAACCAUUCAAGGGUUAUUGCCUGAUACCGUGUACUUGUACGAAGUCCGUAUCAGCAACGAAUGGAUUUCUCAAGGACACUUUAAGACGGCACCCAUGCCGAAACAAGCAACUCAAUUCAAGUACUUGCUGGCCUCGUGCAUGAAUGUCAAGUCCAAUGAUGGUGGAUAUCGGAACCAACCAGUUUGGAAUGAAGCUUUGGACAAGGGUGUCGAUUUUGCUAUGCUACCAGGAGAUACUGUCUAUCUGGCUAACAAUGAUUGGACUGUGGAAGGAGAAAUGAUUUACGAUCGUAUAUGGUAUCGAAACUUGCAACAACGAGCCGAAGUCCAUUUCGCUCGUCUCAUCAAGACAGUUCCUACCUAUGCAAUAUGGGACGAUCAUGACUACGGCAAGAACAAUGCGGAACAUCGUCAAAAGGGCAAGGAAAAUUCACUGCAAGCAUGGGGUCAUCUUUGGCCCAAUCCCUACCAAGGAUCUGCCAAGGGUGCCGGAAACUAUUAUUCGUACAGUUGGGGAGACGUGGACUUUUUCGUUUUGGAUUGCCGCUGGUAUCGAAACUCGUACAAUGGUACCUUGUUUGGUGAUCCACAACUGGAAUGGUUGGAAGAAGAGUUGAUUGCUUCGGAGGCCAAAUUCAAAAUCAUAGUGUCUGGUAGCGAUGUCAUGGAAAAAAGCAUGACCCGCGACUUGAAGGAUAUUGGUAGGAUUGUCGCUAGAAAUUCCGUGUCGGGAGUAUUGUUCAACUCGGGUGAUAUUCAUCGCAACGAAUUCAAGGUGCAAGACAUUGAAGGUUGGCCUUACAGGGUGCACCAGCUGACUUCUUCCGGUAUUGCCCGAGUCUGGAGGAGAAAUUUUGCAAUCAUCAAUGUCGAUACAGGUUUGAGUGAUCCCGAAAUCAAGUCCGAAUUCUACGCGGCGGAUUCUCGACAGCAAUUCACCACCUGGUCCAACGAUCCCAACUUGGAAUGUGGGGAGGAUGCGGAGAAUGAAAGCCGGCAAGCGAAGUGUACCCAACGCAUCCGCUUGAGCGAUUUGACGCCUCGUUAA